Molecule: messenger RNA, 6069 nt
Organism: Marchantia polymorpha subsp. ruderalis
Lineage: Eukaryota; Viridiplantae; Streptophyta; Marchantiopsida; Marchantiales; Marchantiaceae
Source: the annotation of a GenBank genome assembly
GGAUAAUAUCUACGAGGAGACAGUGCUAUUUAAAACCAGACAGAUAGAUGGGUCUGAGGGCACAAUCGGAGCUCAGGGAACGAGUCUGUGGCCAUGCACACGCGGCAGCACGCCCACAGAACCCGAUCCAUGCUGAAAUACAAUCCCCAUGCUGCCGACUGGAAAAACAACUUGAGCUCGUGCCAAGCGCGAAAAGCGCUCGCUCUCUCUCUCUCUCUCUCUCUCUCUCUCUUCUUCCUCCUGCAGCUGCUCCUCAAUGAACAUUCCUCCUCCUGCUCACCUUCCACCUGAACAGGCACAAACAUAAACUCAUGAUAUUCUAUUCUAUUCUAUUCCCAUGGCGCUCUGACGACAAGUCAGCUCGCAUCCGAAGCUCGUGGCUCGCUCUGUCUGGCAAGCCGCUCACGCUCACGCUCACGCUGCGAUGGAGUCUCACCGCUCUACGUUGCGCCUUGCAUGUGCCAACAUUGCUUGACCCUGACGCAGCUCGCAGCUCGCAGCUCGCAGGUGGAGGUGGACUCGACGAAGCAGGCACAUCGUCGCCCGCCCGCCCGCCGUUCAUGGCCCAUCAUGCUCACAAGUAAGCUGCUCCUCAGUGAUAGUACGUCCAUCGCAGCGACAGGUAGACUGAGAGAGAGAGAGAGACGCACUUCUCGUGUUCAUCGAUCAUCUCCAUCACCAUCUCCAUCGCCAUCGCCAUCGCCUGGCCGGGGAAGUAUAAGUCGCUCGCCCUCACAGCCUUCUCGAGGGCACUGCGGCAGCUACUCUCUAGUAGUUUAGUUGAGCUCGGCUCGGCUCGCCAUUGAGCAGCGGCAGCAGCUCAGAUUCAUCGAUCGGAUGGCAUGACGACUCCUGCGCGCACGGGUGCAUCAGACUCGCAUCAGAUCAGUAGACGGGCCACGGGCUCGCUCGCUAGUUAGAGCAGUUGGUGCGGCAAAUACGUACGUACCGUCGGAGAUGGAAUCCGUCGCCCGUAGAUUUAUGCUGCGGGCCUGUAUUGCCUGUAUUGCACGGGAGGUGUUGUGAUUCCAAGCACUGACAGUUCCAUUAUACGACUCGAGGAGGUGGACAAUUGCGGAAUCGCUCGCUCGCUCGCUGCACGAGAACGAAGACGAAUCUGUUUCGAGCUCACGAAGGCCGCGAUGGAUCGCUGGAGACUGACUGAGAUCGAGGUGCCGGGUACGGUCUCAAUCGUGUAAUUCGCGCAGAAUUCGGAUCCCGACGAAGAAUCCUGCAGAAGGACGAAGAGGACGACGAGGACGACGAGGACGACGACGAGAUAGCUAGACAGAGGACGUGGGCGGGGGUCAUGGCGACCGGCACGCCGUCGUCGGACAGCAGAGGGGUAGGACUGGGAGCGGGACUGGGAGCGGGAGCGGGGCAUGGAAGGGACGGCAGCGACGGGGAGGACGAGGAAGCGGUGUGGGAGGAGGUCGUCGUGAACGGCAGCCGGAAUGGCAGCGUCGAGGAGAUGGCGCAGGAUGUGCUGCGCACCAUCUUCAAAGUCAAGAGCCCCGAGGAGGACAAUGCGCUCUUCCUCAGCCGCCUCCGCAGCCGCCUCGACAAGGCAGGUGUGAGAUUGCCGACGGUAGAAGUGCGCUACGAGAAUUACUCCGUCAAGGGCUACACGCACAUGGGCAAGCGGGCCCUGCCCACUCUUCGCAAUGCGGCUGUGAACGCCAUGGAGAGCUGCCUGGCUUGUCUUCGCAUUCCCGGAACGAGGAGGACGAAGUUUCACAUUCUAAGCGAAGUGAGUGGAAUCAUCAAACCCGGCAGAAUGACGCUGGUGCUUGGUCCUCCUGGCUCAGGCAAGACCACAUUUCUACUUUCUCUGUCUGGACAGCUGGACCCGACAUUGAAGGCGAGUGGGAAAAUCACCUACAAUGGACAUGAGUUGCACGAGUUCGAGCCUCGGAAGACUGCCGCAUACAUCAGUCAAGAGGAUUUACACGUCGGGGAGCUGACAGUGCGAGAAACUCUCCUGUACUCUGCCAAAUGUCAGGGAGUUGGACCCUUCAGUGAGAUGCUGGCGGAGCUUCUCCAAAAGGAGCAGCAGAUGAAUAUACGCCCUGACCCAGAAGUCGACAUGUACAUGAAAGCGAGAGCAACACCAGGAUUAGCCAGUCAUGUUCUCACAGAAUACGCCUUGAAGAUUCUGGGCCUGGACUCGUGCGCCGACACAUUGGUAGGUGAUUACAUGAGACGUGGAAUCUCCGGAGGACAGAAGAAAAGGGUGACCACGGGGGAGAUGAUGGUUGGCCCAGCCAAGACGUUCUUCAUGGACGAAAUUUCCACUGGCCUCGACAGCUCGACUACACGACAGAUCGUAGCUUGUCUACGCAACAUCUGCCAUUCCCUGGAGAGUACGAUUGUGAUGUCCCUUCUCCAGCCUUCUCCAGAAACGUUCGCUCUCUUCGAUGAUGUGAUUCUGCUCUCUGAAGGUCAAGUCCUCUUCCACGGAGACAGGGCAGACGUGCUGGAGUUUUUUGAAGAUUGUGGCUUCAAGUGCCCGGAGCGGAAAGCAACCGCAGAUUUUCUGCAAGAGGUGACAUCACCGAAGGACCAGGAGCAGUAUUGGUCUAACAAGCAGCAGCCUUACCAGUAUGUUACAGUCAGUCAGUUUCGGGAGGCGUUCAGAACCAAGUUUCACGAAGGCAUUAGACUUAUGAAGGAGCUGGAAACUCCAAUGGACAAGACUGCGAGCCACAAGUCAGCCUUGUCCACCAACAGUCACCCAUUGUCAAGAAGUGACAUCUGGAGAAUCAACUUCGCCAAAGAAUGGUUGCUGAUGAGGAGAAAUGCCAAGGUGUACGUGGCGCGAUUCGUAAAAGUUUCAAUUAUCGCAACCUUGGCAUCAACCCUGUACUUCCAUUCCGAAAUGGCACGAAAUGACAUGGAAGACGCUCACCUGUAUGCGUCGGCUAUUUUCUACGGCAUUUUUACUAUGCUGAUCAAUGGAUACUCUGAGAGCGUCCUCACCAUCUUUAGGCUUCCUGUUUUCUUCAAGCAUAGAGAUUUGCUCUUUCUCCCUGCAUGGGCGUACACCGUUCCUAAGGCAAUCCUCAACACUUCUGUAUCUAUGGUGGAAGCGACACUCUGGACCGUAAUCACUUAUCAUAUCUCAGGAUUCGCCUCUGGAGAAGAGAGAUUCUUCCAGCAAUUGUUUCUAUACUUCUGGAUACACAUGAUGGCUUCUGCUUUGUUCCCUCUUGUGGCUGGAGUCUGUCGGACGAUGGUCUUGUCUGCCACGGCAGGAACUUGCACACUUUUGGUCUUCUUUGUGUGUGGAGGAUUCCUAAUCCCUCGGACUUCCUUGAAACCCUGGUGUAUAUGGGCCUACUGGUUAUCCCCGAUGUCCUUCGCUCAGAAUGGAGUCAGUGCGAUUGAGUUCCUUGCCCCUGAAUGGAACAAGACGACAGCGAACAGUCUAGACAAUUUGGGAGUUCAACACAUGAAGGCCAGCGGGCUCUAUCCAGAGACAUAUUGGUACUGGAUAGCUGUUGGAAUGAUGAUUGGAUACACUUUCUUGUUUCAGUUCCUCUUCACAAUGGCGCUCAGCUAUCUCAAACCAUUCAGCAAUCCACAGGCUAUGCUAUCUGAAGACGACUUCAAUGGGUCAGAUAUUGCACGGGGUGGGAAACUCAAAGGUGGUAGAUCCGGACCUGGCUCAUCGUUGAAGAAGCUGUCUCUCAGUCGGUCUUUCUCUUCCAACUCCAGAUACGGUCUUAUAAGUACGAACCAUGUGGAAGGAGAGGAGGCUGCAAACUCUGCUCUUGAGAUGUAUAAACGAACUCUCGCAAGAGUUUGCUCAGAAGCAAGUAUGCAUAAACAAGUCUCUGUUCGAGCCAAGCAAGGAAUGAUAUUGCCGUUCCGGCCCUUGUCAAUCAGCUUCAAGAAUAUCAGCUAUUUCGUAGACACGCCCCCUGAGAUGAAGCGGCAGGGUGCAACCAAAGCUAGGCUUCAGCUUUUAGAUAAUGUGAGUGGGUCGUUUCGACCAGGCGUUCUCACAGCCUUGGUAGGUGUUAGUGGAGCUGGUAAAACUACUCUUAUGGAUGUCCUAGCAGGUAGGAAGACAGGAGGUUAUAUAGAGGGUGACAUUUACAUUGCUGGAUUUCCCAAAGUCCAGUCCACUUUUGCCAGAAUUUCUGGAUAUUGCGAGCAAAAUGACAUCCACUCACCUCAAGUAACCAUCUAUGAGUCUCUUACGUACAGUGCCUGGCUUCGGCUACCCAGGCACGUCAAGCGUAAAGUCAAGAAGCAAUUCGUUCAGGAAAUAAUGGACUUGGUGGAACUCAGCAAUCUCAGCAAUGCGCUUGUUGGUCUUCCCGGAAUUUCUGGACUCUCAUACGAGCAGAGAAAACGGUUGACAAUUGCUGUGGAGCUGAUGGCAAAUCCGUCCAUCAUCUUCAUGGAUGAGCCAACUUCAGGCUUGGACUCACGUGCUGCCGCAAUCGUAAUGAGGACAGUGCGCAAUACAGUAGAUACUGGUCGAACUGUGGUGUGCACAAUUCAUCAACCGAGUGUUGAUGUUUUUGAAUCGUUUGAUGAGCUUCUGUUUUUGAAAACAGGAGGACAAGUGAUCUACGCUGGCUCCUUGGGAAAGAGAUCUGAGAAUCUUGUGCGCUAUUUUGAGAGUAUUGAUGGUGUACCUAUGAUACGGGAGGACUAUAAUCCAGCAUCAUGGAUGUUGGAUGUGACCAGCACAUCAUCAGAAAUUAGACUUGGCGUCGACUUUGCAGAUUUGUACAAAAAAUCUGCCCUUUUCCAAAGGAAUUUAGAGACAGUCAACGAAGCCAGGAAACUUUCACCAAACGCAACGGAUUUACGGUUUCCUACCAGAUACUCGAGGUCGUACUUGUCACAGACUUGUUCGAUCUUGUGGAAGUUCAACUUAACAUAUUGGCGGAUGCCAGCGUACAACAAUUCCAGAUUCGUUUUUACUGCUGCGUCUGCACUGAUCUUUGGCAUAGCUUUCUGGGGACUAGGGCGAGAAAGCGAAUCUGAGAAAAGUGUGUACAGCGUCAUCGGGGCCAUGUACGGCAGCACCUUCUUUCUGGGGAUAAUAAACGCAUCGACAGUGCAAUCUAUUGUUUCAACAGAGAGGACAGUGUACUAUAGAGAAAGGGCUGCCGGCAUGUACUCUUCUAUACCAUAUGGUUUAUCUCAGAUUUUGAUCGAGAUACCAUACUGUUUUCUUCAAAGUGUGAUAUACUGUUCAAUCACGUAUUCCAUGAUAGGCUUGGAGUGGACAAUCUCCAAGUUCUUCUCGUACCUGUUCUUCUAUUUCUCCGCCUACCUUAACUUCACCUUGUACGGGAUGCUUGCGGUCGGAAUAACUCCGAAUGAACAGCUCGCGUUCAUUGUAUCCACGUUUCUCUACGGAUUCUUCAAUCUGUUUGCGGGAUUUUUGAUACCCAAACCGAGAAUCCCCUGGUGGUGGGCAUGGGCUUACUGGACGUGCCCUAUAGCCUACACAAUAUAUGGACUCGUCGUCUCACAGUUCGGGGACGACCAUCAAAUCAUGACCAUGAGUGAUGGUACUGAAAUCGAGGUUUUCAACUACAUUCAUUCAAUCUGGGGUUUCGACCGAAACUUCUUUCCCAUCGCUGUCGGAGCAGUGGCAGCCUUCGGAACUGCAUUUGCCUUUCUAUUCAUUGUGUCCAUCAAAGUUCUCAAUUUCCAAUCGAGGUGAGCUGGAUGAGCAUCUUGGUGGGAUCAGAAAUUGAUGGACUAGAUCGACUGAACUGUAAAGGUAAGUAUAUGGCAGGAUUAUUAGCUUGAAACAGAUUAGCUGAAAUUUGGAAUUCUCGCAGUCUACUGCUGGAAGACUUGUUUGAGAACCAGUAAAAAAGGUGACUUGAACCCCUAGCUACAUGAGAAUCAAGAUGCAAAUGCAACAGAGGCUGGUGAAGCGGCUCCGAGAAAGUCGCAGCGACUGAUCGGCACCGGAAGCUUUGAAAGUCUGGUUGGAUUUCACUAUCAUGAGUAAAAAUAAUUUCUGAGGAAACUGAACCUCUUUGAAUCUUACCACUGCUUCACAUUUCCUGCUUGCGCUACCUUUAGUUCUGA